Molecule: messenger RNA, 902 nt
Organism: Patiria miniata (bat star)
Lineage: Eukaryota; Metazoa; Echinodermata; Asteroidea; Valvatida; Asterinidae
Exons: 6
Coding region: 62-886 (274 amino acids)
Source: RefSeq, a predicted model, not a curated record
CGCUGUUUAUUGUCGCGCGCAAGUGCCCAAAUGAAUCACUUUGUGAUGCACUUUGAAGAAGAUGGGAAAUGAUUUCGAUGAAAUAGAGAAAAUUGAGGGUGCUGUUUUGAAGUUAAGAAGGCAAAGUGAUGACAUGUUCGGCGACCUACAAAAGGCCAAGCAGGAGGAGUUGUCGUGUCAGAGAUGUAAAGAACGAUUGUUGAAGGAGAAAGAACUCAAAGCAGUUUCCAUUCAGACGAGAUUGGCUGCAGUCGAAGAUGUCAUUGCGACAUUACCAACCUCCUCAAGAAAAUUGUUUAACCAGUUGUACUCCCAAGUCGAUGAGAUCUACCAGUUAGAGCUACUGCUGCUCGAGUUGAAGCAGCGACUGAUGGUUGCCAAGGCAACCAGAGAGGAGGAAAGAAUUCUAAAUGCUCUCAGAAAAGGUUCAUGUGAAAGGAAAAGGAGGAGCACAGACAGCAACGAUGACCAUGCGUGUAUACUGAGUGAAUGGUUUCAGCAAAUUUCCUGUGUGAAAAAUGGCAGUGACCCAGACACAAAUCUGACGAUGACAUCAAAGGAUGGAAGCUGCAUAGAGAAAGACCGUGUAUUCUACUGGGCAAAGUAUGAGAUGUCGCCAAACAGUGUUGGCAGUCGUACUUUACGCUUUUCCACAAGGCAUUGUGGGAUAUGCCUGCGACUAUGUAUAGCAGCACCAAUACGACUCAGUGAAGGCUCUCCUGGAUGCAGUCCAGAUGACUUCUCGGUGACCUCCGACCUACCUCUAGAGGGCCUUCAGCUUGGGCUGCAGCGUAGCAUUCAGGAUGGGCAAAUGGCCCAUGAGUUUGUCAUCAGGACAGUCUGGAGACUCAUAGAGCAGCAAAUGGUAUCUCUCACAUUUAACUAAUUUAAGACCUAGUACU